GUUGUAAAGAACCGGCCGGCGAGUUUCUGCUAUUUCAUUAUGCGCCUGUUAGUUAGCCAGCAAAAUGGUUCUCGCUGAAGAUUCAACGAAUAUUUCUAACUCGGCAGCUGCUGAAAGUCUACUUCAAAUUCCAACUAAAGUAAAUGUUCCGAGUGUCAAUAAAUGCGAAGAUCCACCAUCAUACGAUGAUUCGGAGAGGCAUCAAGAUGGUGAAACUCAGCCGAUGAUGAUCAUCAUCAAUCCAGAUUUUCAUCCGAAAGCCCAAGAGGCCGCAAAUUCUUAUGAUGAUGUGGUACCACUUCCAAGUAACAUGAUAACAAAGGAGCAGGUUGAUCCCCAACAUAUGCAGUUGAUGAACAUGAAGAAUGCUGCUAAAGACAAUGAAGAUUUAGAAGAUCACUGGAGUCUGGUCGAUAUCCAAGAUACAACAGUACCAUGGAAUGAUCUAAACGGGACGAAAAAACUGAAACGUGUGAUGCUCUGGUUUCUGAAGCCUGUUUUUGUAUUGAUGUUCCUGUACUUCUUCAUCUGUUCCCUUGAUCUGAUGAGCUCCGCAUUCCGUCUGCUGGGGGGAAAGACAGCAGGAGAAGCGCUAUCUCAGAAUGAGUUGCUAAGCAACCCCGUCUGUGGCCUUAUGAUUGGGAUAAUGGUGACCGUGCUGGUUCAGAGCUCUAGUACAUCUACCUCCAUUAUCGUUUCCAUGGUUGCAGCAGAAUUAUUGCAAGUGCAACCGGCUAUCUUCAUCAUUAUGGGUGCUAAUAUUGGAACAUCCGUGACCAACACGAUUGUCUCCCUCGCUCAGUCUGGUGACAGGAACGAGUUCCGUAGGGCUUUUGGCGGUGCUACUGUACAUGAUAUGUUCAACUGGUUAGCUGUCAUCGUACUUCUUCCAAUAGAGGCUGUUACUGGAUACCUCUACCAUUUAACCAAUUGGAUCGUAGAGCAGUUCAAUAUUCAGAGUAAUGAGGCUGCAAAUGUCGAGCUCCUUAAGGUCAUCACCAAGCCGUUCACCAAGAUGAUAAUUCAGAUCGACAGUAAAGUUCUGAACAAGAUUUCCACCGGUGAGCUACAGGCUAAAGAAACUAGCCUACUGAAGAAAUGGUGCGAGAAGAUGAUGAUGCCAGUUGAGUUGAAUACAACUACUGUGAACACAACAGAUCUGAACACUACAUCCAGUGGCAAUGAAAUGCUCUUUGAGGAAGUUGGCACAAAAUCAUGUCCCUACCUCUUUGCUAAUUCAAAUCUUUCGGAGACUGCAAUUGGUGGAAUUCUUCUUGUCGUUUCGUUGUUACUUCUUUGUGCAUGCCUGAUCGGCCUCGUCAGGAUCCUGAAUUCUAUGCUUCGUGGGCGUGUCGCUAAAAUCGUCAGGAAGACACUGAAUUCGAAUUUACCAGGCAAGUUUUCAUGCCUCACUGGCUACCUAGCGAUAAUUGUUGGCGCUGUGAUGACAUUUAUUGUGCAGAGCAGUUCAGUCUUCACCUCCGCUAUGACACCGCUUGUUGGGAUGGGGGUGAUCAAACUUGAGCGCAUGUACCCUUUAACCCUAGGCUCAAACAUCGGGACGACCGCUACUGGAAUGCUGGCUGCAUUAGCAUGUUCGGGGGGGAAGUUUGAGAGCUCUUUACAGAUAGCCUUGUGCCAUUUAUUAUUCAAUAUUUCAGGUAUUCUAAUCUGGUAUCCUAUUCCAUUUUUGCGUAAGCUACCUAUUAAACUAGCUAAAGGCUUGGGAAACACAACAGCAAAAUAUCGCUGGUUUGCAGUACUUUACUUAAUUGUUAUGUUUUUCUUGCUGCCUGGGUUUGUCUUUGCACUGUCCAUGGCAGGAGUUGUAGUCUUUCUUUCUGUUGGGAUAACGCUGAUCACUAUACUUUUAUUAAUUAUAGUUAUUAAUGUUAUGCAAAAGAAGUGUUGUAGGUUUUUACCAGAGUGUUUAAAGACAUGGGAACAUUUCCCACUUUGGACACACUCGUUAGAGCCUGUAGAUAAACUGAUCACAAAAUUAAUGAUGUGUUGUAUCUGCAGGCGUUGUAUAAAAUCGAACAAACAAUCUAUAAAUUUCCAAAAUAUUGAUUUUGUGGCUGUUGACAUGGAUAUCAGUAACUCUUCAAAUACAUCAUCAUCAUUUACAUCGACUAUAUCCACUUCUCAGUCUAUUUUAACUAUAAGUAGUGUAUAACAUUAUUUUAUAAUGUUGUACUGGUGCCAUAGUUUACUAACUGCCAUAUUUAGAAUUGGUACUUGAUAAUGCUUUUCCGUAUGUUUAAGUUGAUACAUUAAAGUAUACAGUACUUAUUUAAAGUUAUUUUAUAAAAUUAUUUGAAUUAUUUUUUUUCGACUGCCAUAGCUUUCUGCUGCCUUAUUUAGAAUUAGAAUUUAAUCAAAUGCUUUACAGUACUUUAAAGUUAAUAAUUCUCGACCCACCCCCGUUAAUGAUAAAUGUCAUUCAUUUUCCAAUGUAUAUUUACAUUGAUGACAAUUAGCAACUUAUGUCUAAUGAUGCAUUCUAUCAAAAUAUAAUCAUUUUAUCCCACGAAUAUCAGAUGAUAAAGUGAGGCCAUAUUACUCAAUGGUAUAAGUUUUUUUAAAGUUAUUUUUACUAUUGAUAACUGCUGUUUUUAGAAUUUAUGUAUUUGGUAAAUGCUUAAGUAUGUUUUUCUAUAUAACAAAUUUAUCAGUACAAUACCUUUUUGUAAGGGUUGGGGGUAUUUUUACAACCCAGUGCUGUGUACCAAGGUUACUAAAAAAGCAAGCAAUAACCUAUUUAAAAAAAAAAAAAAAAGGUAGUUCUAAGGUAGUCUUUGUAUGGACAAUAUGUAAAUACUGUAUAUAAAAUAAUUUAUCUUAUUUAAACUUUUGCUGAUGAUAAUAUACAGUGUGACUGUACUAUGUACAGUAUACUACCUUGUAUGUGGUUUUGAAUACAGAAGUAAAUGCUGUAUUGUGUUGUACAUUUUUAUAGAUCAGCCUGGAUCUUGGCAAUACAUGUACUGUGUACAUCUGACCUGAAAGUUAAAAAAAGAAAAA
This is a messenger RNA of Anneissia japonica, 3024 nucleotides long. RefSeq names its product sodium-dependent phosphate transport protein 2A-like. Gene Ontology annotation, molecular function: sodium:phosphate symporter activity. The transcript has 6 exons. Gene Ontology annotation, biological process: sodium-dependent phosphate transport. Lineage: Eukaryota; Metazoa; Echinodermata; Crinoidea; Comatulida; Comatulidae. Gene Ontology annotation, cellular component: membrane. Bases 65 to 2176 code for a protein of 703 amino acids. The record is from RefSeq and is a predicted model, not a curated record.